AUUUGUAUAUUUUCUACUUGUCAGAGAGUGAUUUGCGCUGCGUUUGCCAAAAUCAAAAGAAAAAAAAUAGAAGAACGAAUUUCAUUAGUAAAUGGAUAACAAAAUAUUAAAAGAUAACUAAUUGUGAGCACUUAAUUUCUUUUCUAUUUUUAAUGAAGACUUUCUAAAGAAAACAUCAACCCAAAACGAAACCGUGGUGGAUAAUAACAACAACAACAGCAACAACAAAUUACAAUGCUAAACAGUGUAAAUACGUUGGAGUUUCUCAAACCGAAGUUAUCAAGCAUGGAUAAGUUCAAUACCACCUCAGCCACAAGGAUACACCAUCAGCCAACGCACAGUACUUACUGUACAUUUGUCACCAGUGCGGGCGAGACAAUGAAAACAACUCUAGCCAUGAUUAGUGAUCCCCUAAUCCCACUUAUGACGCAACAGCCUCUGCGACAGGAACGUGUUAAAGUGCAACACUUGGAGAAUCAUAGAAAACUACAAAAUAACAAUUGCUGGAACAAUUUUCGUACCAUGUUCAAAGGCCCCUCGUCCUGCAGCACUAUAGGCAUUAGCGGCGAUGGCAGUGUUCUCAGUGGGCUGGUCAAACAAAUGCAGAGUGACCAAGAUUUGGAAGUUAAUGAUGUGAAACAUACAAUCGAUAUACAAGACAAAAGUGCCUUUAAUUUAGAAUUUAAUCAGCGUAUUUAUAGUAGCACCAAUAGCAGCAAUAAAUAUAGCCAUGACUAUGGUAAAUCAUCAUCAUCAUCAUCACCGCGAGCAGUAGAAACAAACAAAAAUCAUUUGUACUCCAAACAACAAGAGCAGAACGGUUUUAUAAAUAAACAACCACAACCGAAAGCAAUGAUGGUUAUUCUGCCAAGACGCACCGAAGAUCAAGAGCACGCCUACAGACGCAUUGAAAGUGUCCACAAUUAUGCCAAACUAAAGUCCGAUAAUCAAUCGCCAAACGGUAGUCGCCGUCAUAGCUUUGACGAAGAAUACGAGGAGGAGGAGGAGGACGACGAAGACGAUGACGACGAAGCAGAAGAUGAUAAUAACGAUGCCGAUUAUGAUGUCGAAGAAGAUGAAAUGAUCGAUCUAGAUGGCGACUAUGAAGAUAUUUUUAACCGCAGAAAAUUAUUUGCCAAGCUAUCACAGCCCUCCACACAUGGCUCAGUUAUUGUUGCCCCAAAGCUAUCGAAGCCCAACUAUUUGAUGACAUCACAAAAGAUACACUCCUUGCGCAAUACUGGCGAUGAGGAUAGUGAGUUGCAGGUUGAUGUGGAAACGAUCGAGAAUCAAGUCAUGCAUCAGCCGCUGGUUAUAAAUACCAGUGCCAAUGAUUCAACUCUGGCAAAACCAGAUCAUCAUGCACGCCGUCCCAUGAAUGCCUUUCUUAUAUUCUGCAAGCGUCAUCGUGCCAUUGUCAAAGAACGUUAUAAAACUCUGGAGAAUAGGGCCAUUACAAAAAUUUUGGGUGAUUGGUGGGCAUCUUUGGAGGCCAGUGAUAAAAUGUGCUUUACGAAUUUGGCUCAACAGAAUAAGGAUGCCUUCUUCUCGGCCAAUCCAAACUUCAAAUGGUAUAAACUACCGGCACCUCCACUAAGAACAUUGAGUACACGCCCCACUAACCUAGGCAUGGGCGGUGUAUAUGAUUACGAGGCAAGCGGUUUUGAUAUUAAACCUGAGGCUUCUGAGCCCAUCUGCAAUAAUACACGCAGCAAUAAUAACUACUUUAAAUUAGCAGACGAGGCACAAAUGGGUGAUUUAAGUCAAUUGAUGGAGGAGGACAAAACAAAAACAAAACAAUUUGCUUUGCAAGAAGUCUUGGGAGAAACCUCACAGUUCAUGAGGUCACACAUUACUGGCAGGGGCAUGGAAGAGGAGGCCCCAGCCAUGGAAGACAAAGAUAAACUUUUGAAACGCCGCCGCUAUCACAAUGAGAAUAGCUUCUCCAGCAAUAGCAGCGAAGAGGAUGCUCUGUUACCAAAGAAGAAAAGCGCCCGAACUUGUAAGGGCAAAAUAUAUCAAGAAUUGAUUAAUUCAGGCCAGAUUACAGCACCUGCCAUUAAGAGAACAAAAUCAAAUCCACGUGUAAUGGCCAGCGAAACCAAUGGCAGCUGUGCUCGUUUAGAUGCUAGAGAAACGAAACAGCCUCUGGAGGAACAACAAGUGGUGAAAUAUGACAUUAGUUCAGUGGCUGUGGUGGAACAAAAACCUGCUAUAAACCCUGAAACUGCUGCUGAAUCAAUGGAUUUGGCCCAUUUUGAUUUGGAAGAAAAGAUAAAAGAACUUCCAGCCUUAAGUUUAGAUGAAUAUUUGCAGCGUAAGCGCAUUACCAAGAAGAAAAAGAAAUUUCCCAUGAAUGGUAAAAAAAGGGGCAAUCGAGGCAACAACAAUGGCAAUGGCAAUGGCAAUAAAAACGCCAAUGUCUCUUUUGACUUGCCACAGCCAAUAUCCCCAAAUUCAGAGGCCAGCAGCAUAUUAAUGCAACAACAAAGAAGACAGCAACAGCAAGCUGCUGUGGGAAGCCAAAAACGUAAAGCACGCAAAGAGAGCAUAACACGACGUGAUGUUUCCGCCAUUGAGCAGGAGGUGACCUCAUUAUUGCCUCUUACCAUAAAUGGCUGCUGCUAUUUUCAAGAGGCUCCGGCAAUAAACUCUUACAAAACUAUGAAAAGUUUUGAUAAAGAUCCUCAGCAGCAGCAGAGUCCAACGGAUUACUUCAAACCGACAUCACCAAUCAUUCCUUUAAUGACUUCAUCAUUUCCACAAAAUCACACAUCACCUCCAUCAUCACCACCGCUACGGCCCACAGCCUCGGCAGAGUUGGAAAACAAUCACAACUUAAAUGACAAUAUUAUAUCGUCUACCUCAGAUUUACUCAUACUGGCCGAAGUCGCUGCCAAUCGCACUGAAAUAAGUAAUUAGUUCUUACAUAUAACAACAAAAUGAAAUGAUAGUUUAAGUCUAUAGGUAUGUUUUUAGAAAUCUAAAUAUUAGUCUCCCCCUUUUAUCCAUUUCCCUUAUCUCUAGUAUUUGCCUUCCAUUAAACAUCAACUAUUAGUUGGUACCAAAUUACUUACCGAACCAUAUGAGAUGAUUAAAAUUAGAAUUUCAUUUAACUUUUCUCCCCCACAAGUAGCAUACAAAUCCAAGUGGCGACACCAGCAAGUGUUUAAUGAUAUUAAACCUUAUGGGAACCUUAUGAGUAUAUAUAGGGUUGCCCAAAAAGUAAUUGCGGAUUUUUUAAAAGAAAGUAAAUGCAUUUUUAAUAAAGCUUACAAUGAACUUUAAUCAAAUAUACUUUUUUUCGAAAGCAAGCUAAAAGUAACAGCUGAUAACUGGCAGAAGAAAGAAUGCAAUUACAGAGUCACAAGCCGUUGAAAAAAUUUGUCAACGCCGACAAUUACUUUUUGGGCAACCCAUUAGUAUAUACUCAUGUGCUCUUAGGGAUCUGGCGAUCAAUUGAUCCUCCUUGAAGUGAUAGAUAGAUGACACAUAUAUUUUUAUAUCAUAUUGAAAAAAAAAUGAAUCCUUGCACGUUUGUGAUAUACAUACCUGUGCAAUACUUUAAUAUGCGGAAAGCAAAAAGAAGUGAAAAAAGGAAUAUCCAAACCAGAGUUAUGCGCAACAUUUAUUUUGUAUAAAAAUUUUUGAACAAGAACUAUAUGUUCUUGAGAAGAGAAAGGCUGUGAAAUCAUUGCGUGGGUGGUUUCCAUAUAAUAAACUAUAGUUUAAAGUCAAUAUUAGUUAAGCAUGUCAAUUGAAUUCGAUUCGAAACGGGUUUCUUUGGAAGUUUCCUUAAGUAUUUGCUCUUAAGAGGGACGACACACAGAUAUUUUUUUUUUGUUUUUACCUAAAGCUGCCCAAAAAAAAUAGAAAUCUUAGAAACAUAAAGUUGACCAUUGUUAUUCAUAUAUUUUUUUUUUUGGAUUUGUUGUAUGUAUAUUCUAUAUGAUUUUAUGGCAAGACUGUGUGCGGCAGCCACAACCCUGUACAUACAAUUGUGUAAAUCAUGGUCAUAGAAGCUAUUUAUUUAUGACCAUCGUUAGUAGUACAUAAAGCACCGACAUAGGGUUUGCAAUGAUAUACACGUACAAACUCAAGGCCUUCAUUAUAUAUCCUUUGUUAUUAAUGAUGUUAUUAAUAUAUUGUUUUAUAUAUAUACACAAACAUGUAUAUUUAAGAUAUCAGUAGGAGCAACGAUAGGUACAUGCAUAUUUAGUUAUCAAUCAUGUUAAUUUUCAUUUUUGUUAAGAGUCAAAAUGAUAUAUAUUUAAAUAAAGUUAUAUUAUUUUUAA
Molecule: messenger RNA, 4295 nt
Organism: Stomoxys calcitrans (stable fly)
Lineage: Eukaryota; Metazoa; Arthropoda; Insecta; Diptera; Muscidae
Gene: bbx
Exons: 4
Coding region: 235-2922 (895 amino acids)
Biological process (GO): regulation of transcription by RNA polymerase II
Cellular component (GO): nucleus
Molecular function (GO): DNA-binding transcription factor activity, RNA polymerase II-specific; RNA polymerase II transcription regulatory region sequence-specific DNA binding
Source: RefSeq, a predicted model, not a curated record